Messenger RNA from Cyclocybe aegerita, 1365 nucleotides. The record is from the annotation of a GenBank genome assembly. Lineage: Eukaryota; Fungi; Basidiomycota; Agaricomycetes; Agaricales; Hemipholiotaceae.
AUGCCUACACCUGCGACACAGCUCGAGUCGUAUGAUACUAAAGAUGGUCUGAAGGUCAUCGAACGUUUCUUCAUCGUCCCACUGGAUUACUCGAAGCCGGAAGGAGAGAAGAUUCGCGUCUUUGCACGGAGUGUCAUCCCAAAAGCCAAAGCAAAGACGGCCGAGGAAGAGGCUAAGCUUCCUUACGUGGCAUACCUUCAAGGCGGUCCUGGAUUCGAGAUCGGUCUCAUGGGUAACUCAGGAUAUACCAAGGAGUUGCAUGAAAAAGGCUAUCAGACGCUCUGGGUCGACCAACGAGGAACUGGCCUCAGCACAUCUCUUACCCCUGACACCCUUCCAAACCAUGUCAAGACAGACGAAGAGAUCGCGCAAUAUCUCAAGCACUUCCGAGCAGACAACAUCGUCAGGGAUUGUGAAUUCAUCCGCAACGAGCUUCUGGGCCACAAGGAGUCUCCGGAAGAUCGCAAGUGGUCACUCAUGGGACAGAGCUUUGGGGGCUUCUGCAUUAUCACCUAUCUGUCGUUCUUCAGCGCCGGAUUGAAGGAGGUGUUUAUGACGGGCGGGCUCGCUCCGCUAGUUGACCAGCCCGACGCUGUGUAUGAGGCCCUUGCCAAAAGGGUGAUUAAACGCAACGAAGUCUAUUAUAAGAAGUAUCCGCAGGAUGUUCAACGAGUUCGUAAUAUUCUCGCCUUCCUCGAAUCCAACACCGUCACCCUUCCAAACGGAGGACGCCUCAGCCCAACUCGGUUCCAACAACUAGGACUCGAAUUCGGAAUGCACGGUGGCAUUGACAGAAUCCAUCAAAUUGUCUUCCGGGCUACCAGCGACCUCGACCUUGUCAAGAAGAUAUCGUACAAGACUCUCCAGACCAUCCAGCAGCUGCAAGGUCUUGAUGGCAACCCACUGUACGCCAUAUUGCAUGAACCGAUUUACUGCCAAGGGAAAGCCGCGAACUGGUCUGCAUCCCGUGUAGUCCAGAAAUACGACUGUUUCUCGUGGUCGUAUGUCAAGGCUCAAGACGUUUCGACCCCGCUCUACUUCCUCGGCGAGAUGAUCUUCCCUGAGACGUUUGACGACUACGCCAAUCUCCGCCCAUGGAAGGCCGCCGCUGAGAUCCUUGCGAAGGACGACUCAUGGGGCCCGCUCUACGAUCUUGACCAGCUUGCGAAGAACGAGGUCAAGGUGUCUGCUGUCACGUACUUCAAUGACAUGUACGUCGACUUCGAUUUUGCGCAGCAAACAGCGUCCAAGAUCAAGAACACGGAACAGUACAUCACUAACCAGCUGGUGCACGACGGCAUUCGUGAAGAUCCUGCCGAUAUCAUGAAGACGCUGUUCAGGCUUUCGGAGAGAGCGCUUGAUUAG